Aspergillus clavatus NRRL 1 is the source of this 885-nucleotide messenger RNA. It is a transcript of the gene echA, whose product is annotated as enoyl-CoA hydratase echA. Gene Ontology annotation, biological process: fatty acid beta-oxidation. Gene Ontology annotation, molecular function: enoyl-CoA hydratase activity. The record is from RefSeq and is a predicted model, not a curated record. The coding region runs from base 1 to 885 and encodes 294 amino acids. The transcript has 4 exons. Gene Ontology annotation, cellular component: mitochondrion. Lineage: Eukaryota; Fungi; Ascomycota; Eurotiomycetes; Eurotiales; Aspergillaceae.
AUGGUCUCUCGGCAGUGUUCCCGCCUGGUGUCCUCUAGGACCGCGGUUCCUCUCACAUCCUAUCUUACCCGUGUCGGCAGGCCAUACUCCUCCGCUGCUCCGGCGUACGAGCACAUUCUCACGUCGACUCCCAAGCCUGGUGUUGGACUGAUCACACUCAACCGCCCCAAGGCCCUCAACGCCCUCUCCAGCCCUCUUUUCAAAGAGAUCAACGACGCUCUCUCCAAAUACGAAGAUGACAAGGAAAUCGGCGCAAUCGUCAUCACAGGCAGCGAGAAGGCCUUUGCGGCCGGCGCCGACAUCAAAGAAAUGGCACCCCUAACCUUCUCGGCCGCGUACACCAACAACUUCAUCGCGCCGUGGUCGCACCUCGCCAACUCCAUCCGCAAGCCCGUCAUCGCCGCGGUCUCGGGCUACGCGCUCGGCGGCGGCUGCGAGCUCGCGCUCAUGUGCGAUAUCAUCUACUGCACGACGGGCGCGACCUUCGGGCAGCCCGAGAUCAAGCUGGGCACGAUUCCCGGCGCGGGCGGCUCGCAGCGGCUGACGCGCGCGGUCGGCAAGAGCAAGGCGAUGGAGCUGAUUCUGACGGGCAAGAACUUCAGCGGCGCGCAGGCGGAGCAGUGGGGGGUUGCGGCGCGGGCGGUCGAGGGCGGCCACGCGGAGCUGAUGGCGGAGGCGCUGGCGACGGCCGAGACGAUCGCCGGGUAUAGUCGUGUGGCGGUGGUGGCGGCCAAGGAGGUGGUGGGAAAGAGCCAGGAGCUGUCGCUGAAGGAGGGGGUGGAGUAUGAGCGGCGGUUGUUCCAUGCGUUGUUCGGGAGUCGCGAUCAGAAGAUUGGCAUGACGGCGUUCGCGGAGAAGAAGAAGCCCGAGUGGUCGAAUGAGUAG